GUCGAGGUCGGAAAUUCCAAAUACGCGCCGCCGCGUCGUUUAGUGUGUAAGGGCCUUGAGUGUGUAGGGUUUAUUGAUAUGUAAGAAGUACAGUAUUUUUUGUAGUUUCAGCUUUACAUAUUACACAUUGGUAUACUGGAGAACUGAGAAUGGGGCCAAAAAAGGCAGCAGGUGGAGGAAAAGGGAAUGCUGGUGGAAAAGGUGGUGCCGGAGGCAAAGGAGGAAAAGCCAAGCCUGGAGGAGAUGCUGAUAGUGGGAAAGAAAAGCAAAAGGGAGGUGGAUCAUCCCAGGUCAAGGUGCGCCACAUCCUCUGUGAGAAACAAUCUAAGGCGCUGGAGGCGCUGGAGAAACUCCGAGCCGGCGCCAAGUUCAACGAGGUGGCGGCCACUUACAGCGAGGACAAGGCGCGCUCGGGCGGCGACCUCGGCUGGAUGACCCGCGGCUCCAUGGUCGGCCCCUUUCAGGAGGCGGCCUUCGCACUGCCCACGUCCACAAUAGCGAACCCCAACUAUACGGACCCUCCCGUCAAGACCAAGUUCGGCUAUCAUAUCAUCAUGGUGGAAGGGAAGAAAUGACACCGGCUGUUUGAUGGUGAUGGCUGCUCCUGUGCUUUGAUGUUCUCUGUGAGACUUUUGUCGUUAAUUUUUUUAAUUGAAAUAUAUUGACCAGGGAUA
This is a messenger RNA of Amphibalanus amphitrite, 674 nucleotides long. RefSeq names its product peptidyl-prolyl cis-trans isomerase NIMA-interacting 4-like. Bases 150 to 575 code for a protein of 141 amino acids. The record is from RefSeq and is a predicted model, not a curated record. Gene Ontology annotation, molecular function: peptidyl-prolyl cis-trans isomerase activity; DNA binding. The transcript has 3 exons. Lineage: Eukaryota; Metazoa; Arthropoda; Thecostraca; Balanomorpha; Balanidae. Gene Ontology annotation, biological process: rRNA processing.